UCGAUGAUCGGCCCCCACCAGAAAAAAGCUGAAACUUUUUCUGGGGUAGGGGUUGUGAUAGUUUUUCCCAAACUUUUUCUUUCCCAUUCUUCGAUUUUGAUGAGGUUUUAGGCGAUUUGGUCUCAAAAUUGGAUUCUAUUAAACUUCAACAUGGUGCAGGGCCGGGAACAUCCCAAAAUGGCCCACAAGGAUCUGCCGCAGGCUUUACUGCUCUUGAGUGAAAUGAACGUGUCCGCCCAACAUGUGGCUUCAUUAGUCGACAACAUGAUCCAAAAGGUUAGGAAUGGUGAAUUAUCAACAGACCAGGGUCUCAGUUUUCUUGAAGUCAAAUACAACAUGCUGCUCAGCUAUUUAAUCAACCUCACCUACGUGGUGUUGCGUAAAUGUUCGGGGGAGCCAAUCGAGGGCCACCCUUGCAUCGAUAGAUUAAUCGAAAUACGCACUGUGUUGGAGAAAAUGCGCCCCAUUGAUCACAAGUUGAAGUAUCAAAUUGAUAAGCUAGUGAAAAAUGCAGUGACUGGAACCAGUAGUGAUGAUCCAUCCACGUUUAAGGCCAACCCUUUGAAUCUUGCCACUCAGGAGGGCUACGAAAACUCAGAUAGUGAAAGCAGCGAUGAAAGUGAAAACGGGAAAACUGAAAAGACUAAAACGGGGAUCUAUGUACCUCCAAAGUUGUCUGCAGUUCAUUAUACAGAAACGGACUCUGCCCAAAAGAAAGCGAAACGCUUACAGGAAAAGAACAGAAAAAUGAUGUCCUCGUCCAUCAUGCACGAUAUUAUGGAUGAAUAUCUGGAUACACCAACUGAGGUGUCUCAUGAGGGAAGCAUGAACAGAGCUGCUAUAUCAAAGGAGCAGAAGGAACGUGAGGAGUAUGAGGAAGAGUAUUUUACCAGGUUGCCUUUGAGUAAGGCGGAGGCCAAAAAGAGCCACAGCACUAUAGGUACACUAGGAGAUGAAUUGACAAACUUCAGUGCUGGCGGUAGCCGCAAGAGGAAACAGAAGGCUUAUAAGUCCAAAGGGAAAAAUGUUAAAAGGAAAAGGUUCCAUUAAGCUUAUUUUGCCUUUGAAGUUCGGUCUCAGGCAAUCGUUGGUGAACAGGGUGUUAUAAAAAUACUCCUAUAAAUAUAAAGUGAACUAUUCGAGCAGUGUUCUUUGGAAAGUUGUAAAAAUUUCAACAAAAUAUUGAAACACUGAUUAAAUUUAGACAAAGCAAAAUUUGGAAUCCCAAAACGUAUUGUGUGCUCUGGUAGUUGUUCGUUGUUAAAAUAUCAUUCAUAGAUCUGCAAUAAGCAUUUCUAUAUUAGACUGACAAAUAUUUUUCUACCAUGUUAAUGAGUAUUCGUUUAUUACGUUGUUUAGUUAAGUUUCAAUUUGUCACUAUUUCAUUGCCUUAACCGUACACUCUUAAUCAAAGCUGGUCAUUGAUUGGUGGUUUUAAUAACUCGUAUUGCCAUUUACUGAUGAAAUCAGGGUCAUUAUCAGCUUCAUAGAACCACAUUUUACCACAAAACGCAAGGUGGGUUAGUUUGAAUUAGUGCCUCAGUUCAACUAAAGCUUUUCAGUAAUCUGCAUACUAAGUAAGUGGCUUUAGUUGAUAGAAAGUAUCUAUUGCUCCAAUCAAACUAACCCCGGUUUUUUAUAACAUGGAACACAGUGCCUAAAGUUAUAUCUGAACUUUGUUAUUAAUGAAAUCAUAGGUUACACCAUUAUUCGCUGAUAGUCCUGUUGGUGUUAAUAGGGCGAAGGCUUGCGCCAUCAGAUUUUCUUUUCGUAAGUUGUUUGUUUAUUGGUUUACACUGUUUUUAUUGUUAGUCUUGUUAAUUUUCUGUGAAAACGGUAUUUAAUUUGUCAGUAGCUAGGAUUACUCAAAACGAUUAGCAUUUAAUAUUUACAAUAAGCUGCUGAGGUCAAAAACGCGAAGCUCAAAAUUGUCGACUGUACGAAUUUCUUUAUGGUUAAUGUAAUAUUGCAUUUAGUGAAGUAGAUUGAUUUUUAUAUGAGCAAAGUCAUUGAUUUAAAUACAUUUAUUUUUAGUUUA
Messenger RNA from Dendroctonus ponderosae (mountain pine beetle), 2038 nucleotides. Its product is annotated as neuroguidin. Gene Ontology annotation, cellular component: small-subunit processome; nucleolus. Gene Ontology annotation, biological process: maturation of SSU-rRNA from tricistronic rRNA transcript (SSU-rRNA, 5.8S rRNA, LSU-rRNA). The record is from RefSeq and is a predicted model, not a curated record. The transcript is spliced from 3 exons. NCBI's taxonomy places the organism in Eukaryota, Metazoa, Arthropoda, Insecta, Coleoptera, Curculionidae. Bases 151 to 1050 code for a protein of 299 amino acids.